AGGCGGCGGCGCCGCGGGCGCUGCUGCGGAGCCCGAGGGCGGCGGCGGCUUCGGGGGGAGAAGGGGAGGGAGGGCGCCGCUGCCUCCUCCCCUGUCCCCCCGCCGGGCUCGGCGGUCCCUGGCGGCCGGUGUCUCCGCGGGGGCGGGAGGAGGCGGCUCCGGCCCCAGGGCGCUGGCGGCGGCGGCUACAUGGAGCUGCGCGCCCCGCUACGCAGGGAGGCGCCCGGGCGGGCAGCGCGGCCGCAACAUCGAUGCGCGGGGUCAGGAGGGCGGCGGCGGCGGCGGCUCCCCCCCGGCGCACUCACCCCGGAGCCGCCCGGGCCCCGCUCUCGGCUCCUCCCGCCGCCUCCGCCGGGCUCGUUAUUGACUUUCAGGAAAACUCCCGACGUCACCGGCUCCCCCCGAGUGUCUCCCCCUCCGCGGCGGUGGCGGCGGCGGCGGCGGCAUCCCCGGCUCUCGCGAGAAGCGCGGCGGGGACGGGGGGGCCGCCAGACAGCGCGGGGGGAGCCAGACAGAGGGGGGCGGCUGAGUUACACAGCCCCCCGCCCCGAGCUUGCCCUGGUACCCGGAGUGGUCCACUCGGCUCUGCAAACUCCUCCAGGAAUAGAACUACCAGUUACGCCGCAGGAAGCCGUAAUUCAUCCCUCGUUGAAGUGUUUAGUGGAUGCGCCAGCCUCAGUGUUGCUAAAUUGUCUGCAGGCUUCGCCGGGUAAAUAAACACCUAGAGAAAGCGUAGACCGGCGCUCCCGAGCCUCUGACUCUUCCCGUUGCCACGAGCACUGUCGGAGCGGAGCCGGGGCAGCAGAGCAGCCGCGCUGCAGGGUGCUGAGCUCUCCCGGCUCGGCGGAGCUGCCUCCGGGCUGGCAGGCCGGGGAUGCCCGGCCUGCUGCGCCCUGCCGCCGCCGCCGAGCCUGGUCCUGCACCCUGAGCAGUGCCUGCGGUUCAUUGCCCUCGACGCUUUGUUCCACGGCUAAGCGGCUGUGUGUGGGUGCUUGCGGGAGUUUACUGCACAUGAAGAUGUCUUCUAUCGCUUAGGGUUGCAGAUAUUAAUUUUCUUUAGAAAUGCAUCUGUUUAUAAUGCAGUUCACACGGGCCUGUGU
Onychostruthus taczanowskii (white-rumped snowfinch) is the source of this 1100-nucleotide messenger RNA. RefSeq names its product atherin-like. NCBI's taxonomy places the organism in Eukaryota, Metazoa, Chordata, Aves, Passeriformes, Passeridae. The transcript is spliced from 2 exons. The coding region runs from base 252 to 713 and encodes 153 amino acids. The record is from RefSeq and is a predicted model, not a curated record.